This is a messenger RNA of Tympanuchus pallidicinctus (lesser prairie-chicken), 5429 nucleotides long. It is a transcript of the gene NIPAL1, whose product is annotated as NIPA like domain containing 1. The transcript is spliced from 6 exons. The record is from RefSeq and is a predicted model, not a curated record. Gene Ontology annotation, molecular function: magnesium ion transmembrane transporter activity. Bases 3085 to 4326 code for a protein of 413 amino acids. Lineage: Eukaryota; Metazoa; Chordata; Aves; Galliformes; Phasianidae. Gene Ontology annotation, cellular component: membrane. Gene Ontology annotation, biological process: magnesium ion transport.
UGCCAGCCUGUGGGACACGGCAGUCACUGGCUUCUGUGGGACUGCAACACUGCAGAAAGUUACACUGGGUAUGAGCAGUGAACCCUGCCUGUCUGCCACCUGUCAUCAGAUGGCACUCGGGUGGCUGAGGAAACACCUUACCAGGAAAACAGUCAGAGGUGAAUUGGUGGCCACCUCCAGCUCUGGAUGGUUUCCUGUUGCUAUCAGUCUUGAGUCAGAGCUCCCAGCAUUUAUUUCUGAAGGAGCAGCCCUGGUGACUGUUUCACGUUGACAUUUGGGAGAUUUGGGAGUGGGGAGGGGAAACCAGCUUAGCUACAGAAACCAGGUGCUGCGUGAACCACUUUCCUUGGGAGCCCAUCGACUCUUGCAGCCUUUCCAAACAACCCUUAAGUUGUUUGCAAUGGGCCACAAAGCCACACCAGGCUCCUUUUUCCACCUCUCCUUCCAUUCUUUGAACUGCAGAAUACCAUCACUCUUUUGCAAGUGGGACAAAUGAUAAUAAAUAAUAAAUAGUGGCCAGAGCUGCUCAAAGUGGCACUUCUCAGCUGGUAGAGGGGACACACUAAAGAUCCAGGCUCUCUUUGUAAAUGUGGGCAAUGAUUGGGUUUCAGAAAGGAGUGGCAGUCACUCAGUGAUGUUCUGCAGGUGUCAUGAUGAAAUUUUCAUUGUUAAGUGUCAUAUGGUCUGAUGGGGAACAGAAAACUGAAGAACAAGUAGUAGUAUCAUAUAGAAAGGAGUAAGCUGCCAUUUUCAACAGGUAGACGAGUGCACCAUUCACAAAAAAAAAAAAUGAGAAGAGUGUUGUUUUCUUCCCUGUAAAAACACAGGCACUGGCACAAAAAAAAAAAAAAAAAAAAAAAAAAAAAAAAAAAAAAACAAACAAAAAAAAACAUUUACAACCUUGGGUUGUUAACAGACCAUAUUUAUGAAGAGUUUUUGUGCUUUCUUUUAAUUAAAGGCUGCUGCUGCCUCUCACAUAAGGCUUGCAGUAGCCAAGUGGUGUUACAGCCUUCGCCAGUCCUGUUUAGCAUCAUUGUAAGAAGUUAAGCAAUCCACUCAAUGUUUCAUUCCUUCUCUCUCUCUCUCUCUCUCUCUCUCUCUCUUUUUUAAUGUUAUUUACUUUGCAACUUUUUCUUUGAUCCAGGUACCUCUAAGAAACAAAACUAAAGCCGUGUUACUUUGCAGAUGGAAAAAAAUACUGUAAUAUUUGUGAAUUCUCCUUUCCUGAAGGAUUUUUUUUUUAGAUAAUCCAUAGAGUGUACAAGAGCAGCUAGCCAUAUAUCCAGGUUUUCUUGGAUAUACAUUUUUUUGCCAGAUGGCAGCUGAGAAAUCCAAAACUUUUCUGGGUUUUCUGGCCACUCAGCAGAGGAGUAGCUCUGGCCACAUUGCAGACAUUUAGGAAAUCUUCAGUGUGCCUAUGGCACACAUUCUGCAGAGGUGACCCGGCCAUUUGCAGGAGCAGGUGACAUAUUCAGGUCAUGUUGCAUUUGUGCUGUAUGCAAUGACAACACAUAUAUAAACAGCUGUGUGGGAAAUCCUGGCUGUCAAAAUACAUCAGCCCUCACCUGACACUGAGUUGUUUGUUUGUUUGUUUGUUUGUUUUACUGAUACAAAAGAAACUCAAACUGUAAUGGAAACUUUUAUUUCUAUUGUCUAAGUAGAUCAGCUCACCCAGUUUGAUUAAAGUUACACGUUUUAAAAUCACAUUCUGCUACCUUUCUUCUGUGUCAUGUCACAGAUUAUCUUUGUUUUCCCUCUUGUUCAUCUACAAGUAUUUGCUGCAGAGCAGCUAACGCCUCUCAUAAAACAUAUUCAAUUCACUCUGUGACAAAGCAGAUUGAAUAGCUUUGCUCUUGAGCCUUCACAAUCCCACAGCAGAUGAGAACAAAUCCGUAAAGGAGUGCUCAGCAGGGUGUGCUGCAGCCAAAGACCACCCAAAUUAGCUUGGCAGGCAGUAGGUCUCGGGGUAAGGGAGCAGGAGAGAGGACCACGAGGCAGGCAGGAGGACAUGACCUAGCAGCUCUCCAAGCUGGGAAACUAUGGUAAUACUUUACACUAAUACUUUGGGAUUUAAAGAUAUUUUCCGGUACAGAUGCAAAUCUGUAUUUCUUGUUCCUGUUUCUUUUCUUCUAUCUAUCCUAUUUCUUUUGGAUUAUUCAGUUGCAAUUUCUAGAAAUUGCAUGAUUUCAGAAAAGUAGUAUCCUCAUACUAUGAAUUAAUAUAUUGUAAUUGCAGGAUUUUAAUUUUCACCUACAGUAUAUGGGCAUAUCCAUCCUGUGCAACCGUUUUUAUAAAAAAGUCUGACUUAGCAAUUCAAACCAACUUCUGUUAGAUAGAAAUUCUCUUGGCAAGCAAGGAAAUAUGAUUGCAGAGCCUGAAAAUCAAGUGGAAUCUUACAGCAGUGUGUUUGCUUCACUGUGUGGCACAGGACACUCUAGAGCAGGUGUUCUUCACUCCUUACUUGUACAUGGUGGUACCUCUUAGAGUCAGCAUUCUCAGCUGCAAAUGAAGAUACCAAGAAGCUGUCAAACUUCAUACCAUUUUUAAUUCUUCUGAUGUUUUACAUUUUCCUUCCUAAGCAGUAUUAGGUGAAUUAUCCAAAGUUAAUUAUUGUUAAUAGUGUAAUGAAGUAAUUCUGACACAACAUUAAUACUUCUAUAGCUUAGGUAGGAGGAGACACAGAGGCAUGUCCUUUUCUACUAAAUAUCCAAAGGUCUUUUCAGUUGAAAAAAAGAAAAAGUAUAUUGGUAGGAUCAUUAGGAUUCCUUCAUGUGUCAUUUAAUUACAGGGGAAGCACAGAAAACAAAAUGAUUUGUUUUAUUCAAUGCUUUCUGUAAAUUACAAUAGACUAAGCUUUUGUACUUAUGUUAAACUAUAAACUGCUGAUGUGUAUCUUAGCAAUAAAACCUUUCUUUCAAAAAAAAAAAGACUGUCCUCAAAAGCUGUUUCAGCCUAAUUGUACGAUCCCCACUACGUGUGUGCUUUAAUAACAAAAAACUGGAACUUCUGCCUAAACUGCUGUAUGAUGUACUACUGGUGCUCCCCCAUGCAAAAUAAUUCCUCCUUUUGUUCUUUUCUUUUUUCAUGGAUUUGGCUCUGGGUUUGUGUUCUGGAGACGGGAUCUGUGCAUGGAAUAGAACACUUUAUUGUGAGGUUUCAGGUGCUGUUUUUGGGCUCAUGCCAUCAUAUCUACCAGGCCUUCAGUGGGGCCAAAUCCCUCCUUCCCCCUUCUCCCCUAUGGACGGGACUUUUAAUGAAACGAGCCUGAGGCCUUCUAAACCUGCAGGAAGCCAGUACCAGCCCUACAUUGGCCUGGCUCUGGCAGUCAGUUCCAACAUCUUCAUUGGAUCCAGCUUCAUCCUGAAGAAGAAGGGCCUCCUGAAGCUGGCCGCCAAAGGAGUUCCCCGUGCUGGGCAUGGUGGGUAUUCCUACUUGAAAGAAUGGCUUUGGUGGGCUGGACUGCUUUCAAUGGGAUUGGGAGAAGCUGCAAACUCUGCUGCUUAUGCCUUCGCACCAGCAACCUUAGUUACCCCUUUGGGUGCACUGAGUGUUCUCAUAAGUGCUAUAUUGUCAUCCUACUUUCUGAAGGAGAAGCUGAAUAUUCACGGCAAGUUGGGCUGUGUUCUGAGUGCUUUGGGUUCUACAGUCAUGGUUAUUCACGCCCCAGAGGAGGAGGAGAUCACCUCACUGGAUGAGAUGGAAAUAAAACUGCAAGAUCCAGUGUUUGUUGCGUUUGCUGUUCUCCUAAUAUCUGUUGUCCUCGUGUUGAUUUUCAUUGCGGCUCCACGGAGAGGUCAAACAAAUAUACUGAUCUACGUUUUAAUUUGUUCACUUAUUGGUGCCUUCUCUGUGUCAUCUGUCAAAGGCCUGGGCAUUGCCAUUAAAGAAAUGCUGGAGUGGAAGCCAGUUUAUCGACAUCCCCUGGUUUAUGUUUUGGUGGGAAUCCUAUUGCUCUCAGUCAGCACCCAGAUCAAUUAUCUCAACAAAGCACUGGACACAUUUAACACAUCUCUAGUGACACCUAUUUAUUACGUGUGUUUCACCACGACAGUGGUGACAUGUUCCAUCAUCCUGUUCAAGGAAUGGAGUGGUAUGGACCUGGAUGACAUCCUUGGGACCCUCAGUGGAUUCUGCAGUAUAAUAAUUGGAAUUUUUCUAUUACAUGCUUUCAAAAACAUUGAUAUCACCUGGAGCCAGUUGAUGUCCAGUGUUACAAAAGAAUCAUCAUUGCCACACUGCGAGUAUGAAACCUCUCACACUUUACUGGAAAGCAUGGAAGACCCAGCUGUGUUAUAUGGGGAAGACAAUGUUUUAUUCAGCCAAUGAAACUCUCAAGUGACAGUUUCUCGUUCCACUGUCAUGAACUGCAGACUUACCUGUAUCUACCAGACCACUCUUCGUCACUGCUACCCUCUGGAAAACUGCCUGUAAAGGCACGCUCCUCUGUGUGCCAGAUGUUGGUAAUAAUGAAUUAAAAUGUUCAAUAAUUGACAUGAGGGACAGAAACCUGGUGGUUAUAAUAUGUCAAGAAGUGAACAACUUUGUCUAUUUUUUAUGCAACAUCUCCUGUUGGAGAAUUUUAGCAAGAAAGGGUUUUUUCCCACAUCUUGGGCUGUUCAGGGUGAUGCUUGCCAGAGAUUUAGCAAGAGGGCUGGAUUAUUAAAAAUGACUUCUGAUCAGCUGAGAUAUAUACGCCAAGCAGAAUCUCUUCAUAAAGCAGGCUGUGUAAUGUGCAAGCAGUGGAGUAAAUGUUGACACUUCAGGUUCCAUUGUUCUGUGAACAGAAAGCUCACAAUUUUUCUGUAGGAACAAAAUGGUUGCUACUGCUUGCAGCACGCUUGCACACGUCCUUGUGUUGUGCCAAGUUUAAUCCUGAUGCCAAAGCCAUGCACCUCCUUUCUGAAAGGUGUUCAUGAAACUUCUUACUUGUUAAUGACUUUUAUUUUAGUGAGGAUUUAGAAGCUAUGAAAACCUGAGUGGCUCUAGGGAUACUUGAAGUUAUUUCUAAACUGCAAGCAUCUUUUUUUUCCACUUGAAUAGGUUUGUAAUUGACAUAUGUACAGGAGGAAGUAGUAAUUGUACCAAUCACCUAGACAUUAUUUCUAAAUCCUUGAUUAGAUGAAGCAGGAAUUCUGUAUUUCCUACUGGACCUGCUUAUCUACUUUUAUGUGUAAAUAACAUCUACUAGGAAAAUAAUGUUAUUUUCUUGCAAUAUCAGAAAAUCAAAGUUGAUGCUUAUUUCCAUGGCGUACAAGAACUCAAAAAUGUUACAAAGUAAAUUAUUAUCUUUUGUAUAAAAGCUUUUGCUAGAAGAGAUAUUAUUUUUGAAACUGUUCAUAUUUAGUAAAUGAUUUGGAAGAAGUUUAAUUUUUACUGAAAUUAUGCUAUUAUUUUUCUUGUAAUAAAUUAUACAUGGUUUACAUAUUAAA